CGGGGAGAGGAAAAUGAUUCUUCAGUGUGUGGCGCCACUGCAAUGCUGCCGUGUUCCCCACAAUCCCACCACUGGUUUCGCGCCACGUAAGUCGUCUUCUUCACCAGAGACCGUCCCUGUAACUCCUCCUUUUUCUUCUCUGUCAACCACAACGCGAAGACGAGCUUUGUCUCUUUCCUUCAUCUCCGUAUUAAUUUCGUUUCUCGCUCCUUCUUGCUCAUCUUCCGCCAUUUCCGACUUCUCCGAGCUUCUCAAUUCCGGCCGCGUUAGGGCUUUGGACCUCCGCCUCGGUUCCGGCGAAGCUCCCACUGAUGGCGACCAGGUUGCUAUUCAUUACUACGGGAGAUUGGCAGCAAAACAGGGAUGGCGUUUUGACUCAACGUAUGAUCACAAAGAUGGAAAUGGUGAACCAGUGCCCUUUGUAUUCGUCCUCGGCUCUGGGAAAGUUAUUUCAGGGAUUGAAGCUGCUGUGAGGUCAAUGAAAGUAGGUGGUAUUCGUAGGGUCAUCAUUCCACCAUCUCAAGGCUAUCAGAACACCUCACAAGAACCUCUACCACCUAAUUUUUUUGACAGGCAGAGAUUGUUCACGACCAUUUUUAAUCCCACUCGCCUCGCCAACGGAGAGGGCUCUACUCUUGGGACUCUCUUAUUUGAUAUUGAGCUUGUUAACGUAAGACAUCCUUGAGGAUUUUGUGUUCCAAGCACCACUUGUUUCGGAUGUAAAUGUGUGAGAUACAACCAGUGUCAUCUCGGGGGAAAAUAUUACUUUCAACUGUAAAAUAGAGAUUGUUCAUAGAAUGUACAGAUAAUGAGAUACAAUGAAGUGAUAUGGGGAUAACGUCAGUGACAUGCAUAAUUGUAGUUAAAUCCAUUUUCUCUCCUCUUCUUUUUUCUUUCUUUUUGUUUUUUCUUUUUUAUUG
Molecule: messenger RNA, 920 nt
Organism: Morus notabilis
Lineage: Eukaryota; Viridiplantae; Streptophyta; Magnoliopsida; Rosales; Moraceae
Product: peptidyl-prolyl cis-trans isomerase FKBP17-1, chloroplastic
Exons: 4
Coding region: 14-685 (223 amino acids)
Molecular function (GO): peptidyl-prolyl cis-trans isomerase activity
Source: RefSeq, a predicted model, not a curated record